UCGUUGCACAACUCCGUCGGGUCCGUCGAGGACGCCCCAGUCCCAGUCCCAGUCCCAGUCUUCCCUCGUUAUCACCAGCGAAAAAAGAAAAAAAAAGAAACCCCGUCUCUUGUUUUUUACCCCCUUUCGAAAUAGUACCGGCCGUAGUGCUAGCGGUGAAGUCAUAAUUAAGCCCGAGAAACACACGGAUCACGAAGGCACUCCCCCAUUCAAACCAAAGUAGUCCGCCAUGCGGCACCCUUCUUACCUGCUGCUUGCAGCCCUCGUGGCGGGUGCCACGGCGAAGAAUAUCGCGCAAUCGAGGCAAUCGGUAGAGCGAGAUAACGUAGCCCUAAACUCUCGAGACGCGACCGAGAUCUCGCAACAACUGGUCGAGGCAAGGAUCAUCACCGCACCGGACGAAAAGCGCACGGUCGGGCUUCGGAGCAGGCAACAACGCAAGCGCGAUGACGACGACCCGUAUGACGAGUACUUGAAGGACCAGAAGAAACACCUGCAAGAGUUGCAACAAGAACAGGAGCAGCAGCAGCAGCAGGACGACGACGAUGACGACGACAAGCACGACAACAACAACGACCCGGGCCCGCCGAGGGGCCCUCCGGGAGGCACCAUAGCCGGCGCCGUGAUCGGCGUCGUCGUCGCCAUCCUCAUCGCCCUCGCGCUAUGGUUCUUCCUGCGCAUCCGCCCGCGCCGCAAGCAGCGACAGCUCGCCGCGGCGAAAGAAGCCGAGAUCAACGACGGGUACGCCAUGACGCCCGUAUCCUCCAGCACGCUCCGCGCGACGCCGCCCACAGGCACAGCAAGCAACCACAGCCUACCCCCUUCUUCAUCCGAACACAUCCGCUGGGCGCCGACGCCGUACCCGGAGCGCGCGCCCUCGAUCCACACCGGCUCGUCCAUGUCCGGGCUGGCGUUGCCCACGCCCGCGCUGACGUACUCGCCUUCCGUCGGGACAAGCGCGGCAUCGCCCCCGUCGCCGCCCGAGCCGCGCCACCACCACCAGUACCACCAGUACCAGCAGCAAGUGUCGCCGCACCCGCAGGUGCACCCGCAUUUCGACGAUAUACCGAGCGAGAAGCCGCCGUCGUACGAUGCGAUCACCGCGCUGCAGUCCUCGGAGCCGCAGCCCGAGGCGUCGGCGUACCAGCUGGGACAGGUGCCCGUCGAGCCGGAGCCGGAGCCCGUGAUGUGUCAUGUACCGGUGACGCCGCAAUAUGGUGUGGCUAAUUCGAGUGGGGAGCAUAUGCCGCGGUAUUAAAGGGGGGUGAUUGGGUAGGUAGGUACGUUAUGAGGGGUGGAGAUGAGGAGUUAAGUUCCAAGCUGUUUUCUAGGCUGUUUACGCGGUGCAAGCGAAGGGAAUGUGGAGGGAGAGAAAGGGUUCGGAUUCAAAGGGGCUU
This is a messenger RNA of Annulohypoxylon truncatum, 1397 nucleotides long. RefSeq lists its product as uncharacterized. The transcript is spliced from 2 exons. The coding region runs from base 230 to 1258 and encodes 342 amino acids. The record is from RefSeq and is a predicted model, not a curated record. NCBI's taxonomy places the organism in Eukaryota, Fungi, Ascomycota, Sordariomycetes, Xylariales, Hypoxylaceae.